Drosophila busckii is the source of this 587-nucleotide messenger RNA. RefSeq lists its product as uncharacterized. Bases 19 to 387 code for a protein of 122 amino acids. The transcript has a single exon. The record is from RefSeq and is a predicted model, not a curated record. Lineage: Eukaryota; Metazoa; Arthropoda; Insecta; Diptera; Drosophilidae.
GAAACUCGAGCCGACCACAUGGCAGCAGCAGCCACAGCCACAGCCACAGCCCCAGUCGCCAACAAUCACAGCCCGAAGCUGUUCAUCAGUCGCGCCAGCAUACAGCUGAAGCAUAAGCCACCAACACAUCAGCCGCCGGCCCCUCUCAUCUACGAAUGGCGCACACAGGUUAUCAAAGAGGCCGAGGAAGCGCCCGUCGAGUGCAUUAAGCAAAACGGCAGCAACAAUGCGGCAGCAGCAGCUAUGCCCCCGACGUCGCCGCCCAAGUUUACAGCCCCACGCAUCGAAGGUAACGAGGCCACCAAACGCAAGAAUCUGCCGCAAACGCUGUGCAACUUCUUUGAGGCCGAGCGACAUGACAGCGCCUGGAAUCGCGUGACUAAGUGAGAUAAAAAUGCAAACGGAAAUUGAAAGUACUUGUGCAUAUAUAUAUAUAGUAUACGUAUAUAUAUAUAUAUAUAUGUGCAGUUGUAUGACAUAUUAACCCACUAAGUGCCAGGCAGACUUUAAGGCAACUAUUGUUAAGCGUUAAGCUAUAAGUUUUAUAAAUAAAUUGCAAAUGCAAAUUAAACGCUAUGCUAACUUUU